UCCACUGUACUCCUCCUUCAAGCUGCAUGAAGAGUCUGCUACUUCUCUGUCUCUCCUGAUGCAACGUUUAAUGGCUUGUUUUUAUGAAAGUGCUGAACUUCGGUGACGUUUGCGGACAUUUACUUCAUCAUCUGUGAGUGAGAAAGAAGAGGUGGCAGGACUGUGACUCACAUUCUCCAUCAGGUUGUUGUUUGUGUCAUUCAUGCGGUAGGUAGGGUGAACACUCUGGCAGGCUUCAAAGUAGAGGGGAGAGAGACAGAGGCACACUAGGUUUUUUUUUGUUGUUGUUUUUUGUGUGCAGAGCUUCUAGCCUUGGUCACGCGUUGAAUGGGCAGCAGCUGGACUGGAAUACAUUUCUGGCAAGCAGUGUUGAUGAUGCAUACGCGGUCUGGGGAAAGGUCCUCUCCCGACAGCUAGCCAGGGCGACCCAGCAGCCUGUGGAGUAGUGUAGCCACUUGAGAGGGAUACGGAGACGGCCACAGAACAACAGAAGUGCACCACAAGGCUAAAGGCUAGAAUGUGACUCUGAUUCAUCUUCCAUUACCAUUCAUUAAUGGUGUAAACAGGCGAGAUUGAUAUAAUCAAUGGACUACCGAUUGAGACAACACUGAGUACAACCUUUCGGUUCUUACCUCAUCAGACCCUAUUUCUCCACACGCUCAGACCAACAGCUGUGUUUACGACCAUGGGACUGGAUUGAUAAGUUCAUAGUAUGGAAUCUGCUCUGUUACUCUCCACGGUCCAUCUACACCUGAACACAAACAGCUACGACAACAACAGCAGCAUCUGCACCAGCCGGGGCAUCCACCCGGAUGACCCUAACGCUUUGACGCUCAAUCAGUCGCUUUCGCUUCAUGGCAGACUUCACAGCGCCCUCCUGGGUGUCUCUCUGGGCUUCCUCUCCCUCCUCACCAUCAUAAUGAACCUGCUGGUUCUUUACGCCGUGAAGAAAGAGAAGAGCUUGCACACGGUGGGGAACCUCUAUGUUGUUAGUUUAUCCGUAGCUGAUUUGAUCGUCGGAACCACGGUGAUGCCGCUCAACCUGGUGUAUCUGCUGGAGGACGAGUGGAAGCUGGGCAGGGCCAUCUGCCAGUUUUGGCUGAUUAUGGAUUAUGUGGCGAGCACUGCAUCCAUUUUUAGCUUGUUUAUCCUCUGUUUGGAUCGGUACCGUUCUGUCAGACAGCCGCUCAAGUACCUCAAGUAUCGAACACGGGGGAAAGCGAGCGUGAUGAUAUCCGGAGCCUGGCUGCUGUCAAUGAUGUGGAUUGUUCCUAUUCUAGGAUGGAGGUCCUUCACCUGUGUAGAGCUUAAACCCGAAGAGGAAAACAAGUGUGACACAGACUUCCGCUUCGUUACAUGGUUCAAAGUUAUUACAGCUGUCUUUAAUUUUUAUAUACCUUCAGUUUUGAUGCUUUGGUUUUACACUCACAUCUACUUAGCAGUGAGGCAACACUUAAGAGACAGAGAGAGGAUCAUCCAUCCAACAAAUUCAUUUGGGGAAAAUGAGAAUGGGCAAAAUGCUCAGACAUUAAACGCCUCGAAGUCUCCCGAAAAGGAAAGUGAGGCGCCAAUGAAACUGUUAAAAAGGCAGCUUGACCAGAAGCUUCUAGAUCAGACGUACUCCCUUGAGGAGUUUGAGAAGACCAAAAGUGCCCUUUCCAGAUCGCACAGAAAGAUCGGGGCGCAGUGUCCAGAGCUGGCAGUGACAAAACAACUGGCAGUGUCUACUAAACCAGGAGAGGUCUCCUUAUCCCCUGAGGAGAAGAACCAGGAGGCUGUUGUUCCUGUCAGUCCCCCUUCUUUGCAAUUAGAAGAUGUUGUUUCAGAAGUCAAUCGUGAAUCAUCUUUAAAUGAAUGCCACGUCACAGUACCAAACCCGGUCAGUAGCGUUUGUGACAUCAGUCAGGUGCAGAGUUGUACAUCUGUGGUUAACAACAACUAUGACCCCAGUCACGCUUUACCAUGGUCCAAGGCGGGCGACGACGCCGACCUGGACGUAGCCAAUGAGGUGACUCUGAGACAAACGUGGCAAAGGUUCGUGGAACACUCUAGGGAGAGGCUUCAAAGCCUGAGGAUCCACAAAGAGCAUAAGGCAGCCAGGCAGUUGGGCUUCAUCAUUGCAGCGUUCCUGCUGUGUUGGAUUCCGUACUUCAUAACCUUCAUGGUGAUGGCGUUCUGCAGAGAGUGCGUGCACCACGAUCUGCACAUGUUCACCAUAUGGCUUGGCUACAUCAACUCCACCCUCAACCCUUUCAUAUACCCGCUCUGUAAUAGGAAUUUUAAACGAGUCUUCAAAAACAUUCUUCACAUCAAUUUGUGACAGUAGUUCCAGCGUCUCUCUGUUUUACCAGUCGGGUGUUGAGACUUUUAUACACUUUAGGGGAGGGGUGGCCGAAUGUGGCCCAGGGUCCUCAGCUUGUUUCUUAGUGGCCCGCGGCACAUUAUAAAAAUACAAUUACACAAGAAAACUAACAUAAACAACAGCAAAUUACAAAAAGGCGUAAUGUAACAAGAAAAAUUAAAUGUUGGUGCUAAUAAUACAUACAGAGAUACAGGCUGUAUUUUAUUUAAAGGGGCCGUAUCUUAAAUUUCCAACUUUUCAGACUUAUGUACAGUGCCCUCCAGGAUUACUGGAACAGUGAGGUCAAUUUUUUAUUUUUGCUGUAGACUGAAAACAUUUGGGUUUGAAAUCAAAAGAUGAAUAUGAAAACAGAGAGCAACUUUGCAGAUUUAUUUCCAAGUAUUUACAUCCCAAUUUGAUACACAGUCAGAACUUAGCAAUGAUGCAUUCACGGUCUUACAGAAAGUUGGAUAUUUGUAACUCUUUUCAAAAAUGCACAUUUUCAUUGGAAAAUAAAUAUUUGAGCAUUGGGGAAGCCCCAACAAGGAGGCUGAAGAGCUGCAUGUGACUCCGGAGCCUCGGGUUGCCGACUCCUGACUUAGACGAUAGCAUUUUUGUUUGAAUGCACCCAUUUUUCAUGUGAGCAAAAAUACUGGAACAUAUGAAUAACAGGUGUGUUUUGUUGCCCAAGUGUGUCUUAUUCCAUUGCUUAUUCAAUCAAUACAUAGCAUUUUCAGACUGGGUAUGAUUGGUUUUGCCUGUGCAGACUGCAUUUAGAGGUGAAAACAACAUGAGAACCAGAGCGAUGCCACGGGCAAAAACAAGCAAUUGUGAAACUGAGAGAAGAUGGAAAAUCAGAGCCAUUGCGCAUUGGUCAUUGCCAGUACAACCAUUUGGAAUAUACUGAAGACGAAAUAAACUACUGGUUUACUAAGUAACAGACAUGGAAGAGGUAGACCAACGAAUAUAUCAGCAGCUGAGGACAGAAACAUUGUGAGAACUGUUAAGAAAGAUGCUAAAAGUGACAUCAGCAACAACUUACAGAGGGCAGGAGCAAAGCUAUCACUAUCUCCUGUUCAUUGAAGACUUCCUGAGCAAAAGUACAAUGACUACACCAGAAGAUGCAAACCACUUAUUAGCAAGAAGAAUAGUAAGGCCAGACUUGCUAAGAAAAAAUCUGAGACAAAAGUUUCAUGGACUGAUGAUUUUUUUUUUUUUUGCCUCAUCGCUGUACUUUUUGACAAACCUGGCCUUCCUAUUAUUCAUGCUAACACAGGCAUGUCCACAAUGUUUCCACAUACUGAAAAAUGAAAGGAUGCAAGGGCCACUGUGAUAUUUUGUAAAGCAACAUAUGUACAGUAGAUACGCUAGGAAGUUUAUAUAGUUCAAGAGAAAAAUGCAUUUCAGUUUCCCACCCCAUUUUUUCUGUUUUUUUAUUUUCCAAAUAUUUAAACAUUUUUCUUAAAAAUUUUAAUGGAUAAAAUGUAAUUUUUUCUUUUCGUAUUUGUAUGACUUUAUUCCCAUAUUCUUUUACUGAGAUAGAUACUUUAUUAAUCUCCAAGAGAUUCUCUCCCAUAAUAUAACGUUUUCGCAAACCUAAUUUUACCAAAAAUGUCAACUGUAUUUUGUUUGUUUCUCUUAUUACUACUUCUUAAUUUAUUAUUUCAACUCUAGGCUACUGAAAUGAUAUUAUUUUUCCUCAUAAUGUUACGAGUUUAGUCUCAUAAAAUUACUACUUUAUUCUUUUAAUAUUUUGACGUUAUUCUUGUAAAAUGACAGCUGUCUUUUUCCA
Dunckerocampus dactyliophorus (ringed pipefish) is the source of this 4133-nucleotide messenger RNA. It is a transcript of the gene hrh1, whose product is annotated as histamine receptor H1. Gene Ontology annotation, cellular component: membrane. Bases 713 to 2320 code for a protein of 535 amino acids. Lineage: Eukaryota; Metazoa; Chordata; Actinopteri; Syngnathiformes; Syngnathidae. The record is from RefSeq and is a predicted model, not a curated record. Gene Ontology annotation, biological process: regulation of vascular permeability; adenylate cyclase-activating adrenergic receptor signaling pathway; positive regulation of vasoconstriction. The transcript is spliced from 3 exons. Gene Ontology annotation, molecular function: histamine receptor activity.